Molecule: messenger RNA, 1777 nt
Organism: Brassica oleracea var. oleracea
Lineage: Eukaryota; Viridiplantae; Streptophyta; Magnoliopsida; Brassicales; Brassicaceae
Product: integrator complex subunit 3-like
Exons: 2
Coding region: 273-1646 (457 amino acids)
Cellular component (GO): cytoplasm
Source: RefSeq, a predicted model, not a curated record
UAUAUACUCAAUACAAACAUCUGGUCCUUUGCCUCGAGGGGUAAACUAAACAGUAUUUUUAUUGGGCUAUGUAAUAAGUACCUUGUCAAUCACGAGUUCGAUGUUCUUCGGGUCCCUCUCUUUCAUUGAGUAGUCACUCUUAAGGACUUGGACCAGUGUUAUCCGUGUAGGUCAUAUCGCGUCCACCAGGUAGCUAGUGGAGUCUUCUCAAUUAUGCGUUAUUGUCUAAGUCUUUAGCCACAUUGAGUCGCUGAAUCCUUCCAAAUUGGAUAAUGGAAAAGGGAAAGCCUUUCGUUGCGUCCUUACACGAAGUAGAGAACCAACUUGAACUGUCACUGCGUCAAGCCUUCGAGAGUCUAGAGCCGAAGUUGCAGCCACCAUUCUCUCAGGAUAUCCCAGACCCGCAGGAGUUUAUUGAGCUCAGUAGAGCCAUAGUUUAUGCCGCGUUAUGCGAUUCUGGUUCCUCUAAAACCCACAUCAAGCACUUACAUGCUCUCGUCACUGAUGGGUAUGCGUUUUUCACUAGUUUGCUUGUUGGAACCGUUGUUGAACUCUACGGUAAACUUGUUGACGCAGCUAAGGUUCAGCUGCUUUGGUUAACAAAGGAGAUGGUUGAUGUUUCGAGUGUGGGACUGGAGGAUUUGCUUGUUUCUCUACUGAGACGCAUUGGAAGUGGGGAUUAUGGGGAGCAGAAUGUUUGGCUUUGCUUUGAACUGGUGAGCUUGUUUCUUGACAAAUGGGAUUGCUUGCUUGAAGAUGCGCCCUUGGUCUUGACUAGUGCUCUCUACAGUUUCCUUCGCUUAUUAGCGGAUCAUUGUAGGGUCUCAGGGAUACCGAAGCUGGAAAACGUGAAGAGACUAGAGAUCAAAUUCUGUGUCAAAAUGUUUAAAGAACAGCUGAAUUUGAGUUUGAAGAUUGGAAGGGACCUUGUCCGGUUAUUACAAGACCUAGUUCACAUCUCCGAGUUUAAAGAGAUAUGGAAUGAUUUGGUGUGCUCUGACGUUUCAAAGAUUUACCAGUCGAAGACUUCAAGUAGAUACUUCCUUCUCCGGAUAACUCCUGAGAUGGAAACCCAGUUAAGGUUUUUGCUUGGGAAUGUGAAGCUUGGAAGCCAUAAGCGGCAUCAGGUAUGGUUCUUGAAGAAGUUUCUCUUGGGUCCUGAAAAAGAAACAGUUCUGAUCGACAUAGUCCGGUUCAUCUGCUGUGCUGUUCACCCAACUAACGAGAUCAUCCGGUCAGAGAUCAUGCCAAGAUGGGCUGUUAUAGGUUGGUUUCUUGAACUGUGCAGGCAAAACCAGUACGUCGAAGGACGUGUUAAGCUAGCUCUGUUUUAUGACUGGCUCUUCUUUGACGAAAGAAUGGAUAGCAUUAUGAAUGUUGAACCUGCUGUGCUCUUGAUGUUAUGGUCGAUACCUCAGUAUCCACACAUCACUCACUCUUUACUUGAGUUCUUACUCCAUCUUGUAGAUGCUUAUGACAUAGCCUGUCGAGAUGUGAUCACGAGAGGUGUGGCAUCAGCUUUCAGAGAGAUUGAGAGAAAGGGAGUGGUUCAAUCGCUGGAUAUGUUCCUAUCAAAUCCUGAGAUUGCAACAGAUCUAAAGAAGAAGCUAGCAAACUUGUUGUCAUGUCAUCAGGACAUUAACUGAGUUCUUUAGAGCAUACCAAUGAUACCAUUACAUAUUAAUGAACAUUUCUUUGUAUCACAUUAAUACAUUGCAAGUGGUGUUCUUGCCAGAAGAUGAGAAUGAAAUUCCACAGAUUAAUAAAACUAGAGAUA